UGUUGACCAGAACCGCAUCCAAAUCCAUGGCGGACAUUGGUGGCUUCCGAUACGGCCACGAGCCUAUGGAGCGCGAGGACGCCUUCCUCCCACGAAUCCCGCAGGGCUCCACGCCGGGUGCGUCGGAUCGCUUGGCCUUCCGCCGGAGUCAGCCGGACCGCUUGGCCUUGCUGGAGACCAUCAAGCGCAACAGGCGCCGUCUCCGUGCCAGCGACGAUUACGGUCUGCUGGAGCAACAUGAGGAGGAGCAGAGGACCUACCGGCCGCGGCCUGCGCCCAGCCGUGCCACCCCGCGCUCGCGGGCUCUGGCGCUCGAGCCGCUGCCGCCGCGGGUCCGCCCGCUCGCGCCUAACGCAGAUGGGGCAGUGCUGGAGGACGAGGGCUUCGCCGCACUCGUGGACGACGUGGAUCAGCACGUGGUAUCCCCUUCCGGGUGCAGCCUGAGCUAUUCGGGGGGAGAGGAAGCACGCUGGGUGAGCCAUGCCUUGGAGCAGCUGCCGGCAGCGCAAGGUCAUUGCAGGCAUUGCCAGGCUGAGCUGGAUACAGAGACCAGCUUGCACCGGAAGGGCACCUUCUGCUCCAUGGUAUGUUUCGGGGCCUUCGCGCUGGAGGCCAUGGAGUUCCACCAAGCCUGUCGGCCCUUCCUGGCGCCAAUGAGCGACCUGGGCCUUUUCCUGGAAAAAGCGACCGGGGUGGGGAGGAACGGGAAGCCCACAACCAUCCUUCAGCCUGGCUUCAGAUUCCAUCACCAUUGCACUGUGACCAUCCGGAUCUCAGUUUUUUCGGAGAUCUCCGGCGGUGUGGAUGAGCCAAAGAACGCCGAGCAGCACGGCGUGCGGGAGGAGGAUCUGCCCACACUGCUCGCCGUGCAUGUGGCUGAGGGCAAGCUGAGGGAAGGCGUGACAUCUCUGGACUUCUCCAGGAACAAGCUGACGGAAAGUGGACUGGACUGUCUCCUGAAGAUGUGUUCCUUCAAGUCAUUGCUUGUCGUGAAACUCUACAGGAACGCCCUGACCGAUGCAGCCGCGCCAGCGCUGGCGGCCUUGUGCCACAGCUGCCCGCAGCUCUCCGAAAUGCACCUGUCACACAACUCCUUCACCUCCAUCGGGACCCAGGCCAUCGUGGACGCCGCUCUCUCGGCAGAAAAGCUCCAGGAGUUACCACUCUGGCUGCGGCUUGAGCGCAACAGGGUGGAGCAGCCGCAGCGGUUGCUGGACAGCUGGGGCCGGCGCUCGGUGUGCCGAGUCACCGAGCACUGCCGGCGCCAGUCAUGUUCACUGGGAAAGCGAGUGCACGUUCCCCAUUUCACCAACCAGGAGGCCACACCGGAGUCCAUGCAGCCGUGGCACCGCGUAGAUCCAGCCACCAGCUGGGAUCUUCCUCCUGGGUGCUGGGAUAGCCAGCGCUGCAGCUGGAGCACAUCAGGUUAUGCGCCCUGCGCGAGCCAGGCGCGAUGCACGAAGCGCGAGAAGCCGGCCUUUUCGGCUCCAAGGGACUCGCUUCUCGCUAAGAAUGAUGUAGCGAGAUGGCUUACGCCAGGUGCCGCUGAGCCUUGGGAGAUGGACGAAGGGCUGAAGCACCGAGUCAUGGACAUCGCUGCUGCUUGGGAGCGUGUGCAAGUGCAAGGGGCGCCGGAGGCCAAGUCGGACUCGGAUACGCAGAGCACAGAGGCUGAGGAGGCCAAAGUCAGCCCCCGCAACACUCUGGCGUGGCUGCGGAUGGAUGGCACAACCCGAGCGCAAAUCAUCAAUAUGGUGGAGGAGCCUGAGAUUGACUUCGACUCCGAGGAGAGUGACUGGGACGAGCCGGCGGAGUCCAACCUCGAAGGCACCGAGCUUGAGGCAGAAGAGCCGUCUGAAGAAGCUCUGGUCGAUGAGAGCGCGGUCGCUGCGGCGAUGGAUGCCCAGGAGCCCCGCAUUGUGUACACGGGCACGGGCUUCUUCCUCCUUUUUAAGCCGCCCAAGUGCGUGUGCGAUCCGCACAACACCAGUAUCGGCGUGGGAAGGUUCGUGAACCAGCUGGGCAUCGACGACACAGAUGCGGUACUCAAGAAGCGACUCAUCGAAAUGGGCAGCUUGUUGGGUUCUGCGAGUUCGUCGGGCGAAUCUUCUUCGCUUCCGAAGCGAAGCUCCCAGGCCAUUUGCCACCGCCUAGACUCCCCGACCAGCGGCUUGCUCCUGGUGGGCAACGAGCCUGCGACCUUGGAGGAUUUGCUGCGGCAGCGGAACCAGCGGCGCUGGUGCAAGGACUAUGUGUGCCUCAUGCACGGGUGGCUACCGCCUCGCCAGGUCGAGGGCACUGUGAAGUUCAAGCUACGCACCGAGCGGGAGGGCUACGGAUACAGGACCUUCGUGGACGAAGAUUGGGGCUUGCCCGCCAUCACUCACUAUGCUGCGCUGAGACAUUACAAAUGCAAGCAGAGCGCCAGACCCUUCACCCUGAUGAUGCUGCGCAUCGUCACAGGGCGCACCCACCAGAUCCGGGUGCACAUCAACAAGCUGGGCGUUAUGGCAGGCUUGAAGACCCCCGGCAUCGCCGGGGAUGCCAAGUACCUGGACAGCAUGGCCUUUGCCGCGGACGUGGCGCUCUUUCAACGCGCCUCCCGGGCCAUGGCCAAGGAUGUGGAGCCGCGGCUUUGCCUGCACGCGUGUUCGUUGGGCUUCCGGGUGAGGCUUCCGAGCAGGUCGCACAUCACAGUGAAGUGCGGCCUGCCAAGGGACAUGGCCUCCGUGAUUCGUCACGAGCUGAUUGAGGAGCCGCGCAGCAAUGCUGCGGGCCCGCUGGCAGAAAGCGGAUCUUGGAUCAUCAGGCGAGGACUUGACCACCAGGCUUGGAGCAAAGGUCUCCGAUCGCGUUGUGCGCUGGACCAAGGUUUGCUCCUCACUGCUGGACUUGGACGCCGCCUGCCGCAGGAGCGAGGCACGCACCUUUGCCCAACUGGCUGGGGAGUGGCACGAUGCCUAUGGCGCUUUGGCCAGAUUUCGCGGAGACGUUCUCGAGAUGAUUGA
Molecule: messenger RNA, 3008 nt
Organism: Effrenium voratum
Lineage: Eukaryota; Dinophyceae; Suessiales; Symbiodiniaceae
Source: the annotation of a GenBank genome assembly